AGGCACAUGCUUUAUGACAUCUGUGUGUUCAACUUUUUAACAUUUUUGCAUUUUUGUUUCAGGAACGACAGACACAGACGGCAGACCGAUAAUCUUGUGCUACGCCGAAUGCAUCGCUCGAGCCGGUCUGAAUAAAUACGAAAUAGCCAAGUUGCUGCUCUACUACUCCUCCAUACCGACGGUUCAAGCAAAGGAGAGAGGCCUAACAGUCCUGCUUUUGGCAGAGAACGAGGACAACUACAGGGUACUAGAGCUUCUAGAUAAAUCAAUAUGUCUUAUAGGAAAUUGCAUUUCUAUAAACAAAUUCUUAGUCUGGACUCCAGGAUUGAAGAAUCACAAGGACGUCAAGACGCUAGGAAGCAGGGUAGAAGCUAUAUUCUUAAUGGACGAGGGUAAACUUAGAAAAUACGUCAGUAAAGAUCAAUCCCCAGCCAGUUGUGGUGGAACAUGCACCCAUGAUCAGCUGGAAUGGGUGGAGUUCUUCAAACAGCUGGAACCCUUCUUGAGCACAUGCAAAUCAGCUGGGAAGAACCUUCUCUCCAUACUUUCACAGUUGAGGAACGAAGAUGUGCCUCAUCAGGUGACUAGGCGGUUCUUGAACCACCAGUGCAGGCAAAUAACCAAGGCACUGGAGUCCGAAACAAUCCAAAAACUGAAACGAGAGGGAAACAAGACUUUGACAAGCUUAGCGGAAAGAAGUCAAUGGUUGUCUAGCAGUAAAGAUGUCAAGAGAAAUGCCACAGUUGCAUACGAUUCCUUCAACGCAGUGGAAAGAGUGACCAAGAGGCUCGAGCAGUUGAAGCAAGAACGUGUGGAGAAGUUGAAGGAGCUUGCCAAGUUGAAGACGUUACAGGAAGAAGCUGAUGAGCUCCUGUCUUGGACGAAGAAAGUUGGGGAAGACACACUGAACAGUUUGACGUUGUUGCUGCGAUCUGCUAGUGACUCCAAGGCGGUAAAAGAUGUGGCUAAUGAUUUCGAGAAGUUCUUCUUCAAUGCAUGGAGACAAAUCGAAAAGUCCAACGACCUGUACGAAGAGUGCAAGACUUUGAAGGAUGCUAAAGGCGAACAACUCAAGGAGUUUGCAAGCAACCUUCAAAUACAGAUGAAAGCAUUCAGGGAGAAAUUGGAGGACACACGGGAGAGGAUUGAGGACAGUUCCAGAUGCUUUUUGUUACUGGAAUCAUGUCACGAUAUUUUGGAGGACGACACUAAGGAACAGGAGGAGUUUAUGAAGUUGGCAAAGAAGUCUGGAAAUGAAAAACUCAUUCAGAUGUGCGAGUCGGCAAAGAAGCACGACCCGACCACGGAUCCCAACCAGCCACCAGAUAAACCAAAACCCCAGCAAAACAAGAGACCUCCCUCUCUGUCAGGCAUCAGCGCAUCCAGUACUCCCGUGAAACCUCAGUCCCAGAUCAGGAGGAGGUCAGUAAGCUCCUUGGCCUUCAUCUACCAUUGCAGCCACCAUGCAGCGGGGGAGAUGUGCAAUUGCUGCGAGUCUGAUACUGAGAACAACUCUGUUUCCUACAAGCUGAAGAAGAAGUAUAUUCAGACGUUGCAGAACUGCGUUUGCAAGGAUGCGCUAGAAAGGAAGAAUAGUGGUACUCUUGGAGGCAUCAAGGAGGAGCGCGAGAGCGUGGAAAACCUCCUUGAGAAAAUCGACGAAUGCAACAGAUGCGACAGUGGCGUAUCCACGGCGGAUAACUCUGUAGGGGACGGCAGCGUGUAUGGAAAAAAGAAAAUGCAAAGGCAAUGCUCGUGCCAGUACUACAGGGAGACUUGCGCCAUGUGCAGCGCGGGCAGCUCGAGUGCUGGGUCCAACCAGGACCAUACUGAGAACCAGCAGGAUAGCAUCAUCGAGGAGGGAAGUGAUGGAUUUGUCAAAAGUAGCAGUAGUGACGACAUCGAAGAAGAUAACUAUCAAGAAGAGCGAAGAAAGGUACCUCCCGUAUCAGCGAACAGCCAUCUUUACUGCCAUGCUUCUAGCUUAGAUUUGCCAUCAGAUGCUUUGUACAAUAAUAUGGAUCCAAAGACACAAAAGACGCUAACGUACAUAAUUAAAGAAAUGAUCGAAACGGAACGGGACUACGUCAAAUCUCUGGACUACAUAAUAGUAAACUACGUCCCGGAACUGCAAAGGGAAGACAUACCUCAAGCCUUGCGCGGACAAAGAAAUACAGUCUUUGGGAAUGUAGAAAAGAUCUACGAGUUCCACAGUCAACAUUUCCUUGGCGAAUUGGAAGAGUGCAUCAACAAUCCUUUGCAAGUCGGCCAAAUCUUCUUGAAGUACGACAAGAGGUUUUACUUGUAUGCGCUGUAUAAUAAGAACAAGCCGAAGUCGGAUUCAUUGAUGUCAGAAUAUGGAACUCAGUUCUUCAAGAGUAAACAAUUGGAGUUGGGCGAUAAGAUGGAUCUGGCCAGUUACCUAUUGAAACCAGUACAAAGAAUGGGAAAAUACGCUCUAUUAUUGCAGCAAAUGAUGAAAGCUUGUCCCGAAACGCUCCUGAACUCAUCUGAAAGGUCUAUUCAAGAAAUUGAGGACCUCAAACUAGCCGAAGAGAUGGUUAAGUUUCAGUUGAGACAUGGCAAUGACUUGCUGGCCAUGGAUUCGAUUAGGGAAUGUGAUGUAAAUUUGAAAGAACAGGGUCGCCUCUUAAGGCAAAACGAAUUCUUGGUUUGGGAAGGAAAAAGUGGGAAGAGGUCACUUAGACAAGUUUUCCUAUUCGAAGAAUUGAUACUAUUCAGUAAAGCACGAAGGUUUCCUGAUAGAAAGAACUUGGACCUCUACAUUUACAAGAACAGUAUCAAGAUGACGGACAUUGGUUUAACGGCGAAAAUCGGUGAAAGCCCCACAAAAUUCGAGAUUUGGUUCAGAAAACGUAAGCCUAAUGACACGUUCACCUUGCAGUCUAUGACAGAGGACGUGAAAAAGAUUUGGACGGAAGAACUAUCACAACUGCUAUGGAAGCAAGCUAUAAAAAAUAGAGCUGUACGUAUGGCAGAGAUGUCUUCCAUGGGAAUUGGAAACAAACCUUGUCUAGACAUCAGACCCAGCGAUAACCAAAUCAGCGAUAGGUCAAUAAGCUUUGCUCAACUAAGUCGAAGUUCAUCAGAAGUACCUGCCACACCACAACUCUUUCGGAUUUUGGGUUCUGUUCCGAGGUUCCGUAACUCCAUAGUGGGCCCGGUGACAGAAGCGUGUCGGAACGUCAAACGCCCCCAUUCAGUGAUAUCUAUGUCGAGCGUUUCGUCAAGUAGCACCAGUUCUGGAGGGUCAGCAGGCACGCCGACAGGUCAAGGCGGCUCCAUCGGUCAUGGCAGUUAUGAGUCAACUUGCGAUAGUCCUAAGCCGUAUCAUAAGUCUGCAACCUUGAAUAGCCAAUGUUCAGUAGUACAAUUGACAUUGGUACUACUGAAAGACUGUCAAAAUCUACCAGCACCAGUAUUGCCAAGAUGACACCUUCUAACCAUUGUGGUACUCGUAGAACUUUUAUUUUGAGAGUGGCAUCAUAGCAGACAUUUCGGUAGCUUCAGAUGAAUCGUUCGAUCCAGCAAACGCCGGCUUGUAGAAUUUAGUCAUGUUUGCAUUUAAAAUGCAUGUUUGGCUGUUUUAAGUCAAUAUUACACCACGUGCCAGGUAUAUACCAUUUAGCUUUAAGUUGAUAUUUUAAAAAAGCAUAUAACUUAUAUGUAAUAAUUUUUUAUUCACUUUAUGUCAAUGUAUAUAAUUUAAACGUUAUUGUAAUUUAUUCGAUAAUAUUUUAUAUUUUUUGUCAGAUCUUUAUAGUAUAUUUUGAGCUAUAUCCAGACCAGCUACGUACCUUAUAUUAUCGCUAUCUUCAAGCAACCUACAGUAAAUAUAAUUUAUUUUAUUCCUGUACUUAAAAAUACCAGUUCGAUUGUCACAAUGCAGAAAUUCACUACAGCUUUAGGGAAUUGACCACUUUUGUAUAUAUUUUUACAUUGAUAGUACCUUGAUAGAAAAAAUAUUAACACUAAUAAAUACCUAGACCCUAAUAACAAAAACUGUAAAUGCAUGGAAGGACUUUUAUAUUAUACUGUCAUAUUAAAGAAGAAAUAAAUAUAUAAAUAUGUAAAAACAAAA
Acanthoscelides obtectus is the source of this 4102-nucleotide messenger RNA. NCBI's taxonomy places the organism in Eukaryota, Metazoa, Arthropoda, Insecta, Coleoptera, Chrysomelidae. The record is from the annotation of a GenBank genome assembly.